Molecule: messenger RNA, 1783 nt
Organism: Telopea speciosissima
Lineage: Eukaryota; Viridiplantae; Streptophyta; Magnoliopsida; Proteales; Proteaceae
Product: protein POLLENLESS 3-LIKE 2-like
Exons: 4
Coding region: 131-1588 (485 amino acids)
Molecular function (GO): protein binding
Source: RefSeq, a predicted model, not a curated record
CGUCUUAAACUGUUAUCCUUGGUUUACUCUAUUAUUCUCCGUUUCUAAGUUCAUCACUGAGAGCAAUCUUCUCUCUAACUUCCAUAGAUCUUCAUCGAAGCGAACUGCAGAAACCCUUGGAAGUAAGAAGAUGCAAGAUCUAUGGAACGGCCCUCCAGGUUUCAGACCCUGCAAAUCCGCUCCUUGCUCACCAGCGAAACCUAUUGGGAUCUCCAGAACUCGCUCAGAGUCUUUUCAUAUGACGCAUAAGGUCCCAUUCGGCGACACUCCUUAUGUGAAGGCCAAAAACGUUCAGUUGGUGGACAAGGACCCAGAAAAGGCGAUUCCUUUAUUUUGGGCUGCAAUUAACGCUGGAGAUAGAGUUGACAGUGCUCUUAAAGACAUGGCAAUUGUGAUGAAACAACAGAAUAGGGCAGAGGAAGCCAUUGAAGCUAUUAAGUCACUAAGAAGUCGGUGUUCAGACCAAGCACAAGAGUCUCUGGAUAAUAUUCUUUUGGAUCUUUACAAGAGAUGUGGAAGAUUAGAUGAUCAAAUUGCACUUUUGAAGCAUAAAUUGUACUUGAUUCAACAAGGAAUGGCGUUUAAUGGAAAGCGUACCAAAACCGCUCGAUCUCAAGGAAAGAAGUUUCAAGUUUCUGUGGAACAGGAAGCCACUCGCUUGCUGGGGAAUUUAGGAUGGGCACUUAUGCAGCAGAACAACCAUAUUGAAGCAGAAGAUGCCUACCGACGAGCCCUUUUGAUCGCGCCAGAUAACAACAAAAUGUGCAAUUUGGGCAUCUGCCUGAUGAAACAGGGGAGGAUUGCAGAGGCCAAAGAAACACUCAGGCGAGUAAAACCGGCUGUCGUAGACGGCCCAAGAGGCGUAGAUUCCCAUCUAAAAGCCUUCGAUAGGGCUCAACAGAUGCUCCGUGACCUCGAAUCAGACAUGAUGAAUAAAGUAGUAGAUAGGGUGGAACAGAGUAGGCUCUUUGAUACCUUCUUGGGUUCUUCUUCAAUUUGGCAACCUCAGCCUUGCAAGGAUCCUUCUGUCCUCCCAUCUGUAAAAACAAUGAUGAUGACAACAGCACGACAAGAUGAUUUUGCUGACGAGAAUGUAGAUUCGAACAGAAUUAUCCCAUCACAGAGAAGCUUGAAACCCAUAGUUCCAUCUGGGAAUUUGCUCAACAUUGAUGCACCACCAUUCUAUUCAUCUAAGUUAAUAAUAGACCAAAGUGAAGAACAAUUUCAUGAUCCUCUGGGUCGACUCAAGAGAACCAGGUCUGGUCAUUCUGUCCCUUCUCUUAUCAAAGGGCUUGAACAUGGGGAAGACUGCACAAGACAUGCUACAUCAAUUGGCAUGAAGCACCCAGAACACAAGACUAGGAGGUGUUCUUCUGCCAUUGAAGAAAAUGGGGGCACAGAGUUGUUGUUGCCAGAUAGCAAGGACUUUGAAGAGGCCAUCUUAGCAGCAUUUCUUGGUUCACCUAAAGAUACAUCCAAGACUGUGGAGACUACUUCUAACAAUCCAAAGAUAGACAAGAGGCUAAAAGUUUUCCAGGAUAUUACACUCUCCCUGAGUCCCAGAACUAGGUUGACUUGGAUGGGAUAGCCCGGCUCAAAUCAGUCAGAAUUCCUGUUUCUCUAAUUCACUUAUUAGUUAAUGUUUUUAGGAUGGAGAUGAACUUGUUCUCCUCAACUCCAUUACUCAAGGGGAAUGGAGUAUGUUACCAGUGGGGGGGUAGGUAGGAGUAAAGUAGCUUUUGUUGCUUUCUUAUAAAUUCAUUGGUUGCCUCUGAAAGAUGGC